GAGAGAGUGCCGCAAGAGAGAGAUGAAGAGAGAGAGAGAGGAGGAGAGAGAGAGUAGGAGAGAGACGGAGAGAAAGGAAGAGAGAGGGAAACCGUGCUUACUUUGGACGGGAGCAGUGAGACAGUUUGCAGAUGCAGACAGAUGUGCCCGAAGACAGACUCAGCAAUGAGGAGAAGGCGACCACGUGUGACAGUAUGACUCUGUCCAGCACGCCGACAGCUCGCAGAGGAAGCACUCCUCUGCCACUUAAGCACCAGCUCAGACGAGAAGAAGCUGUGCACGAUGACUGCGACUGGACAUCGAGUGCUGCUGGGCCCUCUGCGUCACCGAUCCGCUUCGGUCCAGCCUUGGACGUCACUCCGACGGUGGCGGUGGAGGGCAGACCUGAUGGACCUCUAAGGAUCGCCCUGCUGGGGCAGAACGGCGUGGGGAAGUCUUCUCUGGCCCUCGCCCUCGCCGGGGACAUGGACAGGACGGCCUCUGUGGAUUAUGAUGGGGAGGGAUACGUGUGCACGGUCACAGUGGAUGAGGAGGAGAGCGCCAUCAUUAUCUUUGACAACUGGAGACAGGACCUGUCGGCUCUGCAGUGCGAGGUGUGUGUCCUGGUGUUUUCAGUGACUGACAGGCGCAGCUUCCACCGCACCGCCCAACUCCGACUCCUUAUGAGAGAGAUUCAGCCCCAAACUCCCAUCAUCCUCGUUGGUAAUAAGAGUGACCUUGUCCGCACACGUGAGGUCCCCGCUCAAGAGGCCAUGUCCAGCGCUGCCCUCUUCAACUGCCUCUUCCUGGAGAUCUCUGCCUCUCUGGACCACCGCACCAUAGAGCUCCUGGAGUGUGCGGUGCGGCUAGCACGGGGCCAGUCCCCGUGGCCCCCGGGGAUGACCGCGGAGGACUUGAGCGGAGGAGGCCAACGCGAGAGCAUCACAUCCCGUGCCAAACGUUUCCUGUCCAGCCUGGUGCCCCGGUACCCGCGAGAGCGGGAGGCGGGCAAGUUCCUGAGGCAGAAGUCCCGCUCAUGCCACGACCUGGGGGCACUGUGAUUGGGCGUGUCUGGUGGUUGGAUUGUUGACAGAGGUAGAGGUAGAACACCAACAAAAGAGAGGAGGAGGUAGCGACACGGCACGUAGAGGAUGAGAGAUGAGGAUGUGAGUAGCUUAGGAGGUGUGAAUUUGAAGGAGCCAGAGCGAUGGCAGGACACUGUUGUGAGUGAUCAUCAUGUGCAUCCAGCAGUAGACAACAGCUAGAGUGAUGUUAGUGAUGUUUAUCUAUAGGAAGAUACAGCAAUUUUGUACACAAUCAACAAA
Pleuronectes platessa (European plaice) is the source of this 1304-nucleotide messenger RNA. RefSeq names its product GTP-binding protein REM 2. The transcript is spliced from 6 exons. The coding region runs from base 132 to 1040 and encodes 302 amino acids. Gene Ontology annotation, cellular component: plasma membrane. Lineage: Eukaryota; Metazoa; Chordata; Actinopteri; Pleuronectiformes; Pleuronectidae. Gene Ontology annotation, molecular function: GTP binding; GTPase activity; calcium channel regulator activity. The record is from RefSeq and is a predicted model, not a curated record.